Pocillopora meandrina is the source of this 2419-nucleotide messenger RNA. NCBI's taxonomy places the organism in Eukaryota, Metazoa, Cnidaria, Anthozoa, Scleractinia, Pocilloporidae. The record is from the annotation of a GenBank genome assembly.
ACCUGUUUCAAAAACUCCUCUUACAUAUUUUCGAAGAGAGGAAGACAUUGGUUUAAAAACUGGCGUAUCUGUUAUUACCAGGGAGGUGACUUAGUCUCCAUCGAAACUGAAGAAGAAUGGCAAUUUAUCAGUCAUGAGAUUAAAAAGCGUGGUACUUGGAAUACUAGUGCAUGGCACAUUGGUUUAUGGAAGAGAGGCGGGGUUUGGAUUUGGAAGAGUGGAGAACAGCUGAAUAUUUCGAAAUGGCGAGAUUCUGAGCCAAAUGGUAACGACGAUUGCGCGGAAAUAUCCAGGAAUGGAGGCCUCUUUAGUGGUAUCGAUCCCUUUGAUGAUAAAGCCUAUAUUUGUGAAAUACCCGGUGGUAAGAUCCCAUUCUAACAAUAAAGUGAUGUACUGAAACAUUACAGUCUUGCACUUGCGUCAGGAAAAUUGCUCUUGUUUCUUAAAGUGAAAAUAUUGUUCACAAAAUAUGCUCAGUCCACCUAACUUGUACGAGUGAGCGAUAAAUGAACUUUAAAGCGUGUAUUAGUGGCUGAACAUAAUGUCCAUGAAAAAAUCCGGGACAUAUGUUUCGAAAAAAAUUAUCUGUAAUUACGGCAAGAUCCUCCAUGAACUGAACAAUUUUUGAGCGAGAAAAUGGUAGCAUUAGAGAGAGGUUUCACCGAAAUCCUUUUUGUGUGUGUGUGUUUGUGUUUUUACUGAAAAAGGUGAUUCAAAAGGCUUCCUAAAAAACUUUGAAACAUUUUUUUUACAAGUAUCUGUCACAAUCUCCCACCUGUCGAGUAGAGAGCGCGUAAAUAAAAAAGUGUAUACACCUUUUAAAAAGAAUGAAAAACAACAACGGCACUGAUUUGGGAAACAAACUUAAGUUCAAUGACUAUCGCGAAAAUUUUUUCUCCAAAAGCAGUCAAUGAUCUUAUGAAAGUAUUACUCACUUCCAUCGACUAUUGAUGAAUAAAGAAUACCUCAGCUCAGUCAAUAAAUGGAAAGUGGUCACAAGUAAAUUUAAAUCUAUGGUUUGAAGUUGAGGGAGUUUGCUCUUUUCUUUGAUGUAAUCACGUAUGCAAAUCUGGUCUUUGAUCAAAAGGGGAAUUUUAAAAUUUGAAUGCAUUUUUUUUUCGUUAAAUUCCGUCGUUUUCUAUUGUGUACUUUACGGUACAAAUGUGCAUAUUGAACUGACUUGCAAAGACUUACCGAAAGCGUAUUUAAAGUGUAGAACUGAAGACUUCGCUCUCUGCCUUCAAGGAACAGAUUGUUUAAGGGAACUCAGAUAUAAAAUGAAUGAAAGUCCCUUUAAUUAAUUCAAUUGAAAACAAAUACCUCACGUUUUAACUUUCUGAGUAACUUCUAGUGAAGGUUUAGGUUAAUUACAAACGAAUUUUAGGCGGCGCGUGAACGCAUUUAAUGACAUAUUUGCUACCAAAAAUCAGUUGGAAACCAAUUUCUUUUUCCUGGCAGCAAAAGUGAUUUGAGACUGAGAAAGAGAGAAUUAAUAAGUUAUUAAUCGGCUCGAUUUGUUUUAAAAUUAAAAAUACUGCCCAUCCGGCAAAACGAACUAUAUUUAUCAAAAUUGGUAACGAGGUUAAGGAUGUAUGCGACUCGCGCAAGCGUAACCGUGCCCGUGGGCAGAGAUAGGAGUUCAGUUGCACAUUUUUUGAGAACUUACAUUCACAUUUAAUUUUACGUUUUUUACGUCUGUUCAGAUGAAGGAGGAAGAAUAGGAGGAAGGAGGUGGUUGGGAGGUAUCAGCUCAAGGAGGAACUAAUAAAUAUUUAAAAACUCUACCUCCAAAAUCGCAUGAGCUCACAGACAAUCUUAAGUGGUGUGAAGUUAACUAAUUCAGAAAAGCAGCUUGGAGAUGGCGGAUGCCGUAUUGAAGAAAGAUGUAUCAUAUUAAUUGACACUAAUUAAACAUAAACUGCAGAUGUUAAAAAAAUCGGAAUCAUAUGGUAAAAAAUAUAUUUAUCACUUUGUUUAUCAUAAUUAUCAUAAUUUUUGUUUUCAUUUAUAUCAUUUUGUAGAAUGCCCAAAUAUAACUUUUAAAAACUCUUGGUACAUAUUUCCGGUGGAAGGAGGGUCCUGGGACUUGAACAGAGACAUCUGCCAAAGCCAAGGAGGGGACCUAGUUUCCAUUGAAACUGAAGAAGAAUGGAAUUUCAUCAAUGACGAGAUUCAAAGGCGAAAUACUACGCACUAUAUAAAUAGAUGGAGUAUUGGUUUAUCAAAAAAGGCUGGGAAUUGGACCUGGGUGAGCGAAAGACCGCUGACCAUUUGCAAAUGGGGAAAAGGGGAGCCAAGUAGUGAACACAACGCGGCUUUCAUGUACAAGCGGUCAAAUAAUGGCGAACGAGGCGUGUUUGGCAGUUGUGAUAGAGGAAGUUGGGAAAACCGGCCCGCUUAUAUUUGUGAAAUUUCCAAG